This is a messenger RNA of Trematomus bernacchii (emerald rockcod), 738 nucleotides long. RefSeq names its product zinc finger, SWIM-type containing 7 (gene zswim7). The coding region runs from base 34 to 456 and encodes 140 amino acids. The record is from RefSeq and is a predicted model, not a curated record. The transcript is spliced from 5 exons. Lineage: Eukaryota; Metazoa; Chordata; Actinopteri; Perciformes; Nototheniidae. Gene Ontology annotation, cellular component: Shu complex. Gene Ontology annotation, molecular function: zinc ion binding. Gene Ontology annotation, biological process: double-strand break repair via homologous recombination.
GAAACGAAACGGUCUGAAAAGUACACAUCCAUAAUGAAGAUGCGUUCGUUCUUACCUGCAGUUGCUGAACAGCUUUUCCGAGAUAUUCAAAAAGCAUACCAGGAAACUUCCCAAAUACCUGAUGACCUGCUUAUUGCGCUGAAGUUUGUUUUCGGGCCGUGUGCGCUGCAGGCUCUGGACCUUGUUGACCAGCACUCAGUCACCUGUCUGUCAUCUCCCAGUGGACGCAAAGCUUUCCAGGUGAUAGGAGGAUCGGGGCGUUUGUACACAUGCUUUGUGUCCUGUCACUACUGCCCGUGCCCGGCCUUUGCUUACACCGUGCUGCGCAGAAAUGAGGGCCCGCUGUGUAAACACAUCCUGGCUGUGUACCUGUGUCAGGCCAUGGCUGUGACACAGCAGGAGAGCGUGUCUGAUCCGCAGAUGUCCGCACUGCUGAGUGGGACAGCCCCUCUGUGACCCCCAGGUAUAUUCAGUACUACCCCUAAAGAAAGAGAGCCGAUGUUCUCAACCUACACUUUGGGUCUCUGCAGAGGAUCGGAGGACGGGAACACAACUGCAGUUUAUACUCUUUAAUUUGUCUCUCUGUAAGACACCAGAUAUUUCAUUUUUUUUUAAAGAGUUUCUUCAUCUGUUUCUCUGGAAACUACAUUUUUUGUGAAUAUGUACAGCUACAUUUUUUUUUAAAAACCUGAAAAAUGUAAUUUGUAAAUAUAAAUCGUAUACAUUUUAGUAAUAAAA